This is a messenger RNA of Rangifer tarandus platyrhynchus (Svalbard reindeer), 876 nucleotides long. The record is from the annotation of a GenBank genome assembly. NCBI's taxonomy places the organism in Eukaryota, Metazoa, Chordata, Mammalia, Artiodactyla, Cervidae.
AUGGACCCUGGAAGCGGUCCUGGGGGCUGUCGUCUCCGCCCCCUCUACAGCAGAGACCUGAAGAAGGUUCAAGACAAAGGAGACUCUGACAUCACCACGGGAGAGAAGAGAUACAAUACCAAGCACAAUGAUCUUCUGGAAUCUAAGGGAUGCUUUGCCAAUGUAACAUCAUCUGGCAGAAGGGUCAGCUCCUCAUCUACUGAAACAGGUCUGAGUGUCGGUAAGCCUCUCAGCCCUUGCAGAGGCCUUGUCCACCUAGACCCUUCUGCAGAGUUGAAUCUGAAAUCCUCCUCCUCACAUUCUGAUCGCUCCUCUGAAACUUCAUUGCCUGAAGUCCAAAAGGAUAAAUAUCCCCAGGAAUUCAGCCUGCUCAAGUUGCAGACAAAAGAUGGGCAGCGUCCUGAGUGGACAUUUUAUCCAAGGUUUAGCAGCAACAUCCACACCUACCAUGUUGGAAAGCAGUGUUUCUUUAACGGGGUCUUCCUCGGCAAUAGGAGGUCUCUGUCAGAGAGGAUAGUGGACAAGAGCCUUGGGAGAAAGAAAUAUGUUCUUGACCCCAGGAAUGGAAUCCCAAAGUUAACUCCAGGAGAUAAUCCAUAUAUGUAUCCAGAACAGAGUAAAGGCUUCCACAAAGCAGGAUCAACUCUCCCGCCAGUGAAUUUUUCAAUAGUGCCUUAUGAAAAGAAAUUUGAUACUUUUAUUCCACUUGAGCCUCUUCCACAAAUCCCCAACUUGCCUUUCUGGGUGAAGCACAAGGCCAACAUGCGGAAGAGCGAGAUAAGAGAAGUCAAAGAGCUUGAUGACUGGCAGCCGGCGAUCUCCUUGCUGCACAGUUUGCUCCCUGCCGGUUCUUUGGACUUUCCAAGACAGUCCUGA